Messenger RNA from Suillus fuscotomentosus, 2025 nucleotides. Its product is annotated as DHS-like NAD/FAD-binding domain-containing protein. The record is from RefSeq and is a predicted model, not a curated record. Bases 135 to 1859 code for a protein of 574 amino acids. Gene Ontology annotation, molecular function: NAD+ binding. The transcript has 19 exons. NCBI's taxonomy places the organism in Eukaryota, Fungi, Basidiomycota, Agaricomycetes, Boletales, Suillaceae.
CUUGGACAAACGCUUGGCGAGUGCUUGCGCUUGAGCCUUGCAAGUUGCAACCGGCUCGAGAGGCGUUGUAAUUUGUGGAAGACCAGAUAAGUACACCUCAAAGUAUACUUGUGCACCUCCUUCCUCUUUCACAAAUGUGCACAUUGAAUGGGCAACAUAAUGUCCCCAACGAUCAUGAAACUGCCGCAAGAGACAAUGGCAAACCAAAGACAUAUAGCGCAUUGUAUGCUCUUCAGUUGAGAGCCUUCAUAGAUGCUGCAGAGGAUGUGGACGUGGACCCAGAUACAAUCGAGGACUUGCUCGAAGGUUUGGAAGAUAGAGAUGAAGAAGAGGAAGUCCAAGAGAGCGACCUAGAUGAUGACUUGGACUCAGGAAAUCUGGCUCUCCCUGCGCAUGAGUGGCACAGUGCUAUAGAGGAGAGUGGCGACCUGGACGAUCUCGAAGUGGAAACCGAGGUCAUAGAACAAUUGAAACGGGAAGCAGAUGGAGCAUGGUCGAAGGAAGAAAUUCGAAAGAUGAUGCAUCACUUGAAAGAACGCGGAAUGAGUUCCUUCGUCAGAGAAUAUGUUAUCACUCAAAAUAUUCCGAUAGUGAAACUUCUGUUUGCUUUCGGGAUUUCCUUGUGCCCCGAAUUGCGGAAUAAGCAACCUCAAACAAUGCUAUAUUUUCUGCGGGUCGCGAUGUCUAAAGAGCUUCAUCUCAGGGAAAAACUGUCUCAAUAUAACACCAUUGCCGACGCGGUUUCCCUAAUCCAAGCCUCAAAGCGUAUGGUUGUGCUUACUGGCGCUGGCAUUAGCGUCUCAUGCGGUAUUCCAGACUUCAGGUCGCAUAAUGGCUUGUACGCGAUGCUGAAAGAACGGGGGACUUAUGAGCUCGAUGACCCUCAACAGAUGUUCGAUAUACACUAUUUUAGAGAAAAUCCUGCAGUAUUCUACUCAUUUGCGAGCCAGAUAUAUCCGUCUAACUUUAUACCUUCUCCUUGUCAUCGAUUCAUCAAAGCUAUAGAAGAUAGGGGCAAGCUUCUCCGGAACUACACCCAGAACAUUGACACACUAGAAACACUCACCGGAAUUACUCGUGUAUUGCAGUGUCAUGGAUCAUUUGCGACUGCGACGUGCAUUCAAUGCAAACGACGUAUACCAGGGAACGAAAUUGAAAAGGAUAUCAUGGAACAUCGUGUUCCGUUCUGCACUGUGUGCGUGGAGGCCAAGAGAGCAGCCGAGGAAAUCCGCCAGGUUGCUUUCAGGAAAAAGGCCAAAAAGCGAGGUAGGAAGGAAUGGGAGGAGGGGAGUGAUGAAGAGGAUGAGGCAAUACCAGUUGGCGUGAUGAAGCCGGACAUCACUUUCUUUGGAGAGAAGCUCGCGGAUGACUUUGAUCACGCCCUCGAGGACGAUCGAGAUAAAGUCGACUUGUUGAUCGUCAUCGGAACCUCACUGAAAGUCUCACCUGUAUCCGAGAUUCUCUCGCAUCUCCCGCACUCGGUUCCCCAGAUUCUGAUCAAUAAAACUCCUGUCCGACAUAUUAACCCUGAUAUCGUCCUUCUUGGAAAUGCAGAUGACAUUGUUCAACACCUCUGUGAACAGCUUGCGUGGGAGUUGCCACCUCCAGUGGGGAAGCGCCUCGAGGUUCCGUCACUAGCGAGAUCAGCAAAGCGCACCUCAGGUGAAAUGAUGGGCAAACCCGAGCCCACUCGUGUUGCCAAGAGCCACGUAUGGCUGUUUGAAGGAGCCGAGGGGGGUAAAUGGGUGCGGGAUAUUGAGAAAAGGUUCUUGGAAGAAAAUGUGGAAUCUGAAUCGCGUGCCAUGCAAGGUCGAGUCCCGAACGAGGGUCCCGAGGUAAAGAAGUCGCGAACAGGCUGACAUUGUAACACGGUGUCCUUCGACGUGCUUUGCUUCUGGUGAACAGAGAUAUGGAUGUUGUGGAGCUCACGAACUUUGAUAUAGUUAAAUUAUAUCACAGUCCAGGUUUUGGAUACUCAGAUGUGUACUAGACCAUGUUAUUCACGAUGCGGGAAACAUUAAACCA